AUGAUUGUGACGCAACCACAUGUGAACAAUAUGAUUGGAGGACACAACAUCAUUGUGGAGAUCGACGAAUCGAAGAUGGCCCGAAGAAAGUACAAUCGCGGGAGGAGAGUAAAAGGAAGCUGGGUCCUCGGAAUGGUGGAGAGAACAGCUGAAAGAAGAAUGGUGCUGAUUGUGGUUGACUCUCGUGACAAGAAAACCCUUGAACACGCUAUCAAGAUGUUUGUACAUCCCGGUUCAACCAUUCACACUGACAUGUGGAAAGGAUACAUUGGUCUGGAACGAAUUGGGUAUACCCACAAGACCCUGUGCCAUAAGUAUGAGUUCGUCGCGGAGGACGGAACACACACCCAGACGGUGGAGGGCAACUGGACUCCUCUCAAGAAAGCAAUCCCAGUUCAGUGCAGGGAAGGAGCAGACUUGCAGGACUAUCUGUUCGAGUACAUGUGGCGGAGGAAGAACCUAGGUGUACAGUGGGAAGCCAUGUGGCAGGGCCUGGCCCGUGUGAGGUUGACGAGACGAGAGCUGAAGGAUAUCCUUAGGGAACGCGAGAGCACGUGUGAGGACGACGACAAAGAUUACUGCCCAGUCCUGGACUCCAGGCUGGACAACGAGGAAGAUGAGGAAGGGGACACGCAGUGGGGGGACUUUGGAGAUGAGACUUUCACGCCAGACACGGACGAAGAGGGAGAGCAAGCUGGCAACGAAACGAGCGACGACGAUGUGGAGCAAAUGACUGAAACCAUAGCCUACGAAGUGAUCAGUGAGCUGAUGGCAGGCGGGGCCAUUGACCGUUCUAUCUUCUUUGACGAGAAUGGCAACCAAUUCGCGGUGAUUUGA
Messenger RNA from Seminavis robusta, 837 nucleotides. The record is from the annotation of a GenBank genome assembly. NCBI's taxonomy places the organism in Eukaryota, Bacillariophyta, Bacillariophyceae, Naviculales, Naviculaceae.